AUGGCAUCCGUCGACUUCGAGGGCUACCAACGCGCCUGGCGCCUGCGUCAUAGCUCUGCAGAUGACGAGCUGAUGCGUCAGGUUUUUGGUGAAGAGCUCGGCGAGCUUCAAAAGAAGGGCACCCAGCUGCUGGAUGUCGCCAGAUCGUACUUUCCGCACCUCACCUCGUCCACGUAUGAGGCAUUGGCACGGGAGCCUGACACCUUGCGCCUUGAGAAGGACCGUUGCGAACGAGAAAUGGAACAACUCGCCGUGCAGAACUACAGUGCCUUCAUCGGCAGUGCUGAGGUCACUCGUGGCGUACGGCAGGAGCUGUCCAGUAUCCACACGGAACUGCAGGAGAUGGCCGAGCUCUUGGAGCCCACCCAGGAGACGAUCUCACGCUUGAAAGACACAGCAUCAGGCCUCGGCGCGCGCCGGGCCGCUUUGCGGAAUGUGCUGGCGCAACAUGGAGCCCUGCUCGAGCUCCUGGAGCUGCCUCAGCUGCUGGAUGCGUGCGUUCGGAAUCAGAUGUACGAAGAGUCCUUGGAGCUUCUGGCGUUUUGCAACAGCUUGCUGCAAGCGCAUGAAGCUCGCGGGGAGGACAUCAACGUUCUGACGCACAUCAAGGAUCAGGUGGCGGUACAAAAGACCAACCUCCGCGAUUCCCUAGCAGCACAGCUCAAGACUGAUAUUCACCUCCCCGCGUGCGUGCGCAUUGUGGGCUUCCUGCGGCGUGUGCAGCGCCAUUCAGAGGAAGAGCUGCGCGAGCUCUUCAUUCAGCAUCGCAGCAAGUUUCUGGAUACCCACAAGCAGCAAGUGGAACUCCUGCGCCACAGCCGUGGCAGUGUGGGGACAGCUCUGCGCAAUGCGGCAGACCUUCUGCGAACGCAUGUCUAUGACAUCGGCACGCAGUACAAGGCUCUUUUCCCGCAAGACGACGGCCCCCUCGGGACCUGGCUAAACAGCCAGGUCAUGUGGCUGAUGACACUGCUACGCCACCACGUGAUGCCUUCCUCGAGCACCGGCAAGGGUUCCACAACAUCGCUCAGCGCAAAGAUUGACGCUGCGCAGCUGACAACUGUCCUUCGGCAGUGUGUCCACGCAUCGUCGACGCUGAAGCGAUUAGGCGGCCAUUUCUUUCCAGCAGUGGCAGCGAUCUUCGAGGCGCGCAUGGAGCACUACUCCCGGGAGAUGCUGGACAGCGCUCUGCUCACUUUCCAUGCCGAGCUCGGGCGUUACGACUGGGUGCCUUCCACAGCGCUAGGUGGCAGCGAAGCGUCCGGCUGGCUGCACCCGCAGGCCUUGGAGCUGACUCGGCACCGACCUUUGGCCGUCCUGACCAACGACAUUGUCCAGGUUUUCAACGAACUCAGACAGUGUGCGCUGCAUGGCCUGCGCGUGAGCGUUGUGACUCACUGCUAUGAGUGCUGCAUGGCUUCCGUAAACUUACUCCGCUCAGUGCUGGCCUCACAAACCCUGCGGUCAGGUUCGCCCAAGGCAGCUGAGUUUCACAAGCUCUGCAGACACUUUGCCGAUAUCCUGGUGCCUUUGGUGGCUUCUCACCUCGAGGCCCUCUUCGGUAGCGCAGCCCGGCUGGACAGCAGCACCAUUGUGUCGUCGAUGGUGCCGGACCUCAUCCAAGCCGAAGUUGAGUACACGCUGCCUCCAGAGGCUCCAGAGCAAGCUGAUGUGCCGUCAGUGGCAGUGGACGAGGCAAGCCCAAGUCCAGCCCCGGCGCAGCCCGAGGUGCCCACGGAGGUGGCUGCGUGGAGCGAACCGAACGCGUAG
Symbiodinium natans is the source of this 1770-nucleotide messenger RNA. The record is from the annotation of a GenBank genome assembly. Lineage: Eukaryota; Dinophyceae; Suessiales; Symbiodiniaceae.